This is a messenger RNA of Colletotrichum higginsianum IMI 349063, 804 nucleotides long. RefSeq names its product Tat pathway signal sequence. The transcript is spliced from 4 exons. NCBI's taxonomy places the organism in Eukaryota, Fungi, Ascomycota, Sordariomycetes, Glomerellales, Glomerellaceae. The coding region runs from base 1 to 804 and encodes 267 amino acids. Gene Ontology annotation, biological process: mycotoxin biosynthetic process. The record is from RefSeq and is a predicted model, not a curated record.
AUGUCUGGCAGAUUGUUUACCCAAGAAGAGGCUGGCGAGUGCGAAGCCGAGGCAUUCCUAUCAGAAGAAACACAGAAGCACAACGUCCGACAAAAUCGUCUCUUGACCGCAAGAUCUCUGCAAAACAGAUUUGCGACUUCAUUGUUUGCAAUCAGUUGUGCAAUCCUGGGUCUGGCUGUGUGGAUUCACGUGCACCCAAAGCAACCGACAGACCAGGAUUGUGUGAGGAGACUCAACGCUCCUUCCCCGGUUCACGACGUGUUGGAGUACGAGGAUGUGCAGUUCGAUAACGCAUUCUGGAAACCCAGCCCGUACAAAGGCAAGCCAACGCCCGAGCUGGAGGCGAAAUGGAAGGAGUUAUGGUAUUACGGCUCGUUUGAUCUUCCGAGCUCGACGCUGCCAGCCCUGAACAAGUCUCCCAACGGCGUUGGCGGUGAUGCCUGGGCCCGUACGGCGUCCGGUAACCUACUCGCUGGCCUCGAAGUCUUUCACAACCUCCACUGCCUGAACUUGGUUCGGCAAUACGUGCACAAGGACGAUUUCGACUACAGCAACGACCCUGCUUUCAUUGGCGACGAUGAAGUUGUGCUUGCGCACGUCGACCAUUGCAUUGAGGCUCUCAGGAUACGGCUCCAGUGCUACGCUGAUGUAACGCCCUUCUUGCAUACUAAUGGAUCCAAAGGCACCCAGCCAGACUUCAACACACAACACCGAUGCCCCAAGUAUGAUCGCAUCGUCGAGUGGGCGAAAGAGCGACAGAUUAUGGUUGAAGUGCAUGGCGAACACGAAGAGCAUGGACAUUAG